Messenger RNA from Olea europaea var. sylvestris, 627 nucleotides. RefSeq lists its product as uncharacterized. The record is from RefSeq and is a predicted model, not a curated record. Lineage: Eukaryota; Viridiplantae; Streptophyta; Magnoliopsida; Lamiales; Oleaceae. The transcript has a single exon. Bases 1 to 627 code for a protein of 208 amino acids. Gene Ontology annotation, molecular function: zinc ion binding.
AUGCAGAAGUGGUUUUACAAACGUCGAGCAAAUGCGGAAGAAUGCAGUACUUUAUUGACACCAAGGAUGGAGAACGAGCUACGGAAGACUUUCGAAAAUGGAACUAGGCUUCGAGCCCAUGUCCUGACAAACAAGUUGACGCAGGUUGGAAUAUCCAACGACACGGACAUAGUUGACUUGUCCAGAGAAACUUGCACAUGUCGUGAGUUCCAACUAAACAGUAUGCCAUGUGUUCAUGCAAGUCGUGCUGCUUGCUUUAGAGGGAAGACGUUGUACGAGCUUUUCUCCCGUUAUUAUUCAUUGGACUACUGGAAGGAUGCCUACAGCGAAACUAUAUAUCCUGUUCCGAGAGAAGUGGAUUGGGUUGUUUCGAGCUUAAUUACAUGUACUCCUAUUUUCCCACCACUCGUACGUCGUCCUCCAGGUAGACCACCAACCCGCCGUAAGCAUUCUAGGUAUGAGUAUGCAUGGUCUACCAAAAAAUGUACCCGCUGUGGUAGAGUUGGACCACGUGUUCAAACCCCCGUGUAUCACAUGCUCCUUAAAGAUUUGCAGGUUAAUAGACAUUGUAUGUUAAUUAUUCCGUACUACAUCGAACAUUAUGAAGUUAUGAUUUACAGUUUGUGA